CGAUGCGGGGUCCCGAUCCACAUUCCUCGGGGAGAGAAGUUGUCGAGGGGGGAUUCUGCUGCCGGAUGGAUUCUCUUGGUUUUUUCCGGGUUUUAGUUUUCGGGAGCUCCGCUUUCUUUGGGUGCUAGGGUUGUUGCUGUUCAGGUGCGGUGUGUUGUGGUGACGGCAGCGGCGUUGCUGCAAUCUUAGUUUUGCUACGUUUCUCCUGUUGCCAUUCCGGUGGUCAAUGCUCCUAGUGUGGCGACGCUGGUUUUGCAUUCUCUUCCUCGCAUUCGUGCAGUUGGAGCGAGAUCUGGCUUUUUGCUCGCGUUACUGUUCCCGCGGAGGGGGGCUGCUCGUCAUUUAGGGCGCUUCUGCAACGCCGUUCCUGGCUGUUCUACCUUUUUUGUUGUCUGUGGCGAUCCUGCUUCGGAGUGUGCUGCGAUCAAGGCUGGUGGCUGCGGAAGCUCCUGUUGUCAACGUGAUCUGGUUUCCGUACUUCUUCCGUUGGUCUAUGGUUAGAGGGCGAGCGAUACGGGUGUUCAUGCUAAGGUGGUAGUUUUCGACGGCGCCUUGUUGCUCUAUUGUUGUUAUUGCGCCGCCGCCUGCCACUGGAGUGUCGACGGAUUCCCUUGCGAAAGUUGUUUAUAUCUCCCUUUUUCCAGCUUCUGCUUCGAAUCGUGUUGCUGUUUGUUCUGGUCCUGCAUCGAGCUGGUGCUCGGCUUAUGUUCUUUUUCAUAGUGUGUGAAGGGGCGUUGGAUGGUGCUGUUGCACUGUGGUGGAAGCAUCAAGUGUUUGACGGUGUCUCAUGAUUCUGUUCCGUUUGGUGCUCUCUGGUGGCGCUUCUUUUUUCGGGUUGGUGGUCCAGUGGCAUUGAGGAUUGUCGACGCUUUCUUGUUGCUGGCCUCGUCGUUUUCGCCUGGUGAUUCUUCGGUUCUGUUCUCCACUAUCUUGUUGUAGGCCAAGGCCGUUUGAUGCCACUGUUGCGGUUGUGGCUGCAAAUUCGACUGCUUCACCGACUGUACUCCUUGAAGUCAUGGCUGCUGCUGCAAGUUCUUGAAGAGAGUUGUGGACGUUUAGGUCGUGGUUGGUAGCUGUCGGGGAAAUUGCGGUAUUUGCCAUCCGCCGACCCGCGUUUUUGUCGCCGUGGAUGCUGGAGGAUUAAGUCCUGCGGUGCAGUGCCGUCAAUUUUGGCUGGUGGUCGACUUUAUCCAGCUCUUGCUGCUGUGCUCGUUCGUCUCCGACUGUUUUUGGGCUCCGGUGUUGUUCGACUAUCGCUGAGUUUCCAAUCAUCGUCGUCGCCUUUAGUCGGCACUCUCGGUGGACUGGCGGGGUUGGCAGGUAUUGUUGAAUGGGAGAAAUGAUGUUCUGCAACUAGUAGGCGGACGCGAGUAUGCUGGUGAUGUGGGUCUUAAUAGCAGAUAUCGAUGCUUAAAUUUGGAGAUGUGACUGUGUCAGCGAAAAGUUGAGCAAAUAACUUGACGGUUGGAGUCCCUACCGACAAUUGCAGAGAGGCAACGUUGUUCAGAAUUCAGUGUUGGAAGGGUGUUCGAAAUGUAGUACCGAUUUGUUAGUGCUGAUGAGGUAAGGUGGUUGUUCAUUAAAACACAAAAUUGUGGUGUAUGGUUGGCAGCGGAAGGUCCUCGUGAGGCAGGCAUUGAAGUUGACAGCGUAGUGAAAAAUUUAUGUAAGCAGCUUGGUUGUCGAUAGAACCGUCGGCUUAGCAGAAGAAUUUCAUGUGAGCAGGUAGCAUCUGGAGUUCGGAUAGCUUCCAGUGAUACUCUUGGACUCGGAACAAUUGUGAUACCAUUAUCAUCCGGCAGCCCUCUUUUCCAUAUCCCGAGUUUCUGUUGCAAGUCAUCUUCGCCUACCCAGUUUCAUUCCUGUGAAGGGUUGUAAAGAUUUGUGGCAGCUUUGCCAACCCACUUUCAUUCCUGUGAAGGGUUCUGAAGAUCGAAGGACUUUGAGCCGCCAGUGGGUCGGCGAGCAAUUCCAUUUCUUCCUGCACAACUGCUAUCGCAGCUACUCCAGGCUCGUUUUCGACACCUUCCACAUUGCGUAGGUGACAAGGUCAUCUCCCAGUAAUAAAUUUGAGCAUCAUAAAGUACUAUUUUCCAAUUCUUCUUUGAAUUAUGGCUAGGUUGGACCCUACAACUCAUACUUCAAAAUCAAUGUUGCCAAAUGUUAAUGGUGUGGAGCAUACUCUUGGUGGAGUUGUCUCAAGCAAAUGUUCAGAAUUGCAAUUGUAUUUAAAAAUUGCAAUGAAAUCCAUGGAAAAAGUCCAAGAGUUAACUUCUCAAAGAGAGGCAACAAAUUUGUCAAAAUUCAACAAAGAGCAAUGUGAAUAUUUAGCUUGUAAACUCAAGAUGACUAUUGAGAGUGCUAGUGCAUUCUUUCAUGCCAUAUGCCAUCGCAAAGACAUUCUUGAAGAAGCUUUGGUAAGUUGUGUAGGUAAUUUCAAGCUAUUUGCUACAAAGGCAAAAGAAAUUGAAAGUUUCAUCCAAGAUUGUUGCAAAAAUGCAUGGAUCGAGGUUGCCAUCAUAUUGACAAAAGUACAAGAGCGUGUUUCAUUAAUAAGCUUUAAUUUGGAAUUAUGUAGACUUAUAUUUUUUGACUAUGAGUUCAGAGCACCACUAAGCAAAACUUGGACAGAACUUGUUGACAAAAUUGAUGAGAUAAACAGCAUUGAAGCCAAGAUUGUGCAAGAGAAAGCAUUUCAAGAUGAAGAGGCAUUGUGAAAGAAAGUGGAUUUGGAAUUGAAAUCAUUGAAUGGUAAGGAGAAAGAGUUGGCUUUCAUUUUGCUUGAAAGACUUAAAAGCACAUCAAUUGCAUCUUCACGAAACCCAUUGAAGGGAGAAUUGGACAAGGUGAAGCAACACAACCAAAUAGGAAAAGGUGCAUCUGCAACUGUAUUUAAAGUUAAUUGGUUAGAGAUGGAAGUUGCAAAGAAGGUGUUUUAUGGAUCAAACAACAAACAUUUUGAACAAGAAGUGUCAAUUGUAUUGGGGGUGUUUCAUGCAAAUGUUAUGUCCAUACUUCACUACACUUCAAGCAAGCAUCAGUGCUCCAUUUUCAUGGAGUUGAUGGAUGGAGAUCUUACUUCUCUAAUAUGGCACAGAUUGGAAACUCUUCAUCUAGAUGUACCAUUCUCCAAUAUAGUAGUUGUUGACAUUAUUCUUCAAAUUGCAGAAGGUAUGGUUUGUCUUCACUCAAAAGAUAUUGUGCACAGGGACUUGAAACCAAACAAUGUUUUGGUGAAGAUAAUAGAUAUGGAAACUGGACAUGUACAUGCCAAAUUGGCAGAUUUUGGAAUGUCCAAAACCAAGAAAAGUAGUUGUUCUACUCAAACACUCAAUAUAGGUACUACUAGGUACAUGGCUCCAGAAUUGAUUAAAAUCCAUGAGCAAGGAAGUGAAAACCAUGUGCUUACAAGUGCAAACAAACGAAAGUAUCCACCAAAAAGUGAUGUGUAUAGUUUUGGUAUGGUGUGUUAUCAAAUACUAACUGGAAAAGUUCCUUUCUCAGAUCUAACUAAUAGUGAAGCUAAGAAAAAGAUAAAAAGUGGGAAGUACCCAUCUCUACCUCAUCAUUGUCCACCAGUUUUGAAGAGUUUAAUAGAAGAUUGUUGGAAAUUUAAUCCCAAAGAUCGUCCAACUUUUUUGGAGAUUUGCAAGGAUUUAAGGUGUAUAAAGUACUUAUUGAUGACAUCAUGUUCAAGCUUGAUAAUAUUGCCAAAUAAAUCAAUCAAUUUUCUAUCCUUUACAACCUUGAGAAUAAGUGAAUCUUCAAGUUUGAUAUCAUGGUUAAAUAAACUGGAUAAUUAUUCAUCUUUGACUACUUGUGAAAUAAUUAAGUGCUCGAAAUUGAUAUCAUUGCCAAAUGAAUUGGGCAAGCUCAUAUCUUUGACUUCCUUAAAUUUAAGUGGAUUCUUGAACUUGACAUCAUUGCCAAAUGAAUUGGGCAACCUCACAUCUUUGACUUCCUUAUAUUUAAGUGGGUGCUCGAACUUGACAUCAUUGCCAAAUGAAUUGGGCAACCUCACAUCUUUGACUUCUUUAUAUUUAAGUGGGUGCUUGAACUUGACAUCAUUGCCAAAUGAAUUGGGCAACUUCACAUCUUUGACUUCCUUAUGGUUAAAUGAGUGCUUUAAGUUGACAUCAUUGCCAAAUGAAUUAGGCAACCUCACAUCUUUGACUUCCUUAUAUUUAAGUGGGUGCUCGAACUUGACAUCAUUGCCAAAUGAAUUGGGCAACCUCAUAUCUUUGACUUCCUUAAAUAUUUGUGAUUGCUCAAGAUUGACAUCAUUGCCAAAUGAAUUCGGCAAUCUUUUAUCUUUGACUACUUUAGAUAUGAGUAAGUGCCAAAGCUUGGCAGCAUUGCCAAAUGAAUUAGGCAACCUCACAUCUCUAACUUCCUUAAAUUUAUGUGAUUGCUCAAAGUUGACAUCAUUCCCAAAUGCAUUGGGCAACCUUUCAUCUUUGACUACUUUAGAUGUGAGUGAGUGUCAAAGCUUGGAAUCGUUGCCAAAUGAAUUGGAGAACCUUUCAUCUUUGACUUCCUUAAAUUUAAGUGGGUGUUGGAAGUUGACAUCAUUUCUAAAUGAAUUAGGCAACCUCACAUCUUUGACUUCCUUAAAUUUAAGCGGAUAUUGGAAGUUGACAUCAUUACCAAAUGAAUUGGGCAAUCUCACAUCUUUGACUUCCUUAGAUUUAAGUGGGUGCUCGAACUUGACAUUAUUGCCAAAUGAAUUGGGCAAGCUCAUAUCUUUGACUUCCUUAAAUUUAAGUGGGUGUUGGAAGUUGACAUCAUUGCCAAAUGAAUUGGGCAACCUCACAUCUUUGACUUCAUUAAAUUUAAGUGGAUGCUUGAACUUGACAUCAUUGCCAAAUGAAUUGGGCAACCUCACAUCUUUGACUUCCUUAAAUUUAAGUGAAUGUUGGAAGUUGACAUCAUUGCCAAAUGAAUUGGGUAACCUCACAUCUUUGACCUCUUUGAAUUUAAAGAGGUGCUCUUGGUUGACAUCAUUGCCAAAUGAAUUGGACAACCUCACAUCUUUGACUUCCUUAGAUUUAAGUGGGUGCUCGAACUUGACAUCAUUGCCAAAUGAAUUGGGCAACCUCACAUCUUUGACUUCCUUAGAUUUAAGUGAGUGUUGGAAGUUAACAUCAUUGCCAAAUGAAUUGGGCAACCUCAUACCUUUGACUCGCUUUAGGUUAUUGGGCGAUAUGUCAAACUUGACAUAUCGUCCAAGAAAUCGUAGAACCUCACAUUUUUUAUUUCGUUGAAUUUGAGUGGGUGCUGGAACUUGACAUCAUUUCGAAAUGAAUUGGGUACCCUCACAUCUUUGACAUCUUUAAAUUUAAGUGGGUGCUCGAACUUGACAUCAUUGCCAAAUGAAAUGGGCAACCUCACAUCUUUGACUUUGUUAAAUUUAAGUGGGUGCUUAAACUUGACAUCAUUGCCAAAUGAAUUGGGCAACCUCACAUCUUUGACUUCCUUAUAUUUAAGUGAAUGUUGGGAGUUGACAUCAUUGCCAAAUGAAUUGGAUAACCUUACAUUUUUGAUGAAAAGAGUUGGAUAUUAUUGUCCAAAGCAAUAAUCAUUGAUUAUUUAAGAAAAUAUUUGUAAAAAAGGUUUCAAAUCAAUCAAUUAUACACGUAUAUGUUAAUAAGAAAUAUAAAAUUAAGCAUAGAUAGGAUAUUUUGAACAUAGAAUAACACAAAAAUAAUAAUAAUUUAAAGAAGAUAGAAUUCAAAAUUAGAAUUUAGGAUUUAGAGGAUGAGAUUUAUAUAUUCUCUAAGAAAUAAAUAGACUUUUUAAAGUUGUAAUUUGAGCUAUCCCUAAAUUUUUGAGAUCUACAAAUUGAA
Molecule: messenger RNA, 5846 nt
Organism: Physcomitrium patens
Lineage: Eukaryota; Viridiplantae; Streptophyta; Bryopsida; Funariales; Funariaceae
Source: RefSeq, a predicted model, not a curated record